UAACUACAAACAGCGCAACCAGCUCCCUUCCGCUUUCAGAGUAGUCAUCUCACACCCAUCAAGAUGAAAUCCUUCGUGUGCAUCGCUCUGGUCGCCUUCGUUGCUGCCGCUCUGGCUUCGCCCACCAACGUGGCUUCUGCUACCGGUUCCAUUGGCUCCACGGUAUCCUUGACAGCUCAGGACGGUGAGGUGGAGGGAGUCGCCGGACAGGGAUUCGGGGAUCUGACCCGUCUUCGAAAGUCUGCCUACGGCGGAAGCUCCGGCGGCUACGGAGGCUCUAGCCUCCCAGCCCCUCCGUGCCCCAAGAACUAUUUGUUCAGCUGCCAGCCUAACCUCGCCCCGGUGCCGUGCAGCGCUCCAGCCCCCAGCUACGGAUCCGCAGGCGCCUACUCUUCCCCAGUGGCCACCUAUGUCGCACCCAACUAUGGAAUCCCCCAGCACCAGCAGCAGCUCUUCAGCGCCGCUUACGUGCCACAAACCUACGGCUACCAGUACUGAGUGGUAGGGCCUGAUAUCUAUGAUCCCUCUGACUCAUAAUUGAUUGCUGAGAAACACAAAAUAUAUUGGAUUUCAAAAAAUAUACCCAACAAUAUUUACUGCGAUUAAAUCACAUAAAAAAUUCAAA
Messenger RNA from Drosophila takahashii, 625 nucleotides. Its product is annotated as vitelline membrane protein Vm26Aa. The record is from RefSeq and is a predicted model, not a curated record. NCBI's taxonomy places the organism in Eukaryota, Metazoa, Arthropoda, Insecta, Diptera, Drosophilidae.